AUGGCCGCGGUUAAGUUUGCAGUCAUCGAUGUAAACGAUUUUUUAACUCGAAAACAAACCACCGAGCCUGAUUUGGCUUCGGAUUGGGCUAAAUUAGAGGAGCUUUAUAAUAAAAAACUAUGGCACCAGCUUACUUUGAAGAUACAGGAGCUGGUUGAACACCCUUCACUACAGGCUAAAGACAACUUAAUCCAACUUUAUUCCAAUUUCAUUAGCACAUUUGAAAACAAAAUCAACCCAUUAUCUCUAGUUGAGAUCAUCGCUCAUGUUAUAAAGCAGUACACCAACAAGAAAGACGCAAUUGCAUUCCUCGAGAAGGUGGAAGGAAAAGUUAAAAUUAAUGAUGAGGCUCUUGCGCUUUGUAAGGUACUUCAAGGCCAAAUCUACCUGGAACAGUUGAAUGACCUUGAUGCCACAGAGAAGAUUAUAGAACAACUUGAGGGAACAUUAGAGGAUGCUGAUGGGGUUACUCCCGUGCAUGGUCGGUUUUAUAAGCUUGCCUCAGAGUAUUACAGAGUGCGCGGCCCCAUGGCGAAGUACUACCGCUGCGCGCUGCGCUACGUGGGGUGCGCGGGCGGCGGCGCGGGGCUGGCGCCCGACGAGCGCCGCGCCACCGCCCUGCGCCUGGCGCUCGCCGCCGUCAUCGCGCCCACCGUCUACGACCUGGGCGAGCUGCUCGCUCAUCCGAUCCUCGAAUCUUUGGAAGGUACGUCAGACGCGUGGGCGUGUGAGCUGGUUCGUGCGGUGGCCGCCGGAGACGUGGCAGCCUUCGAGAGGGUCCGAGCCCAGUCCCUUCACCCGGACCUGGCGCGUGCGGACAGGCAACUCAGACAGAAGAUCGCUAUACUGUGUCUCAUGGAGAUGGCCUUCAACCGUACAUCAGCUCAGCGCAAGCUCACCUUCGCAGAGAUAGCGAGAGAAGCACGAGUUCCCAUCGAUGAAGUGGAACUUUUAGUUAUGAAAGCAUUGGCUGAGAAACUUAUCAGAGGACAUAUUGAUCAGGUGUCGAGCUGUGCUCACAUCGGCUGGGUCCGGCCGCGCGCGCUGCCGCGGGCCGGCGCGGCGGCGCUGGCGCAGCGCCUGGACACGUGCGCCUCCCCCCACUCUACUGGCCUCUCGCUCGAGUGGUGGAGAGUUUUACAAUCUGAGUAA
Messenger RNA from Arctia plantaginis, 1152 nucleotides. Lineage: Eukaryota; Metazoa; Arthropoda; Insecta; Lepidoptera; Erebidae. The record is from the annotation of a GenBank genome assembly.